Molecule: messenger RNA, 2046 nt
Organism: Lontra canadensis (Northern American river otter)
Lineage: Eukaryota; Metazoa; Chordata; Mammalia; Carnivora; Mustelidae
Gene: BNIP5
Product: BCL2 interacting protein 5
Exons: 10
Coding region: 1-2046 (681 amino acids)
Source: RefSeq, a predicted model, not a curated record
AUGGAGAAUCCGCGGGGACCCAAGAAGCCUCUGUCAGGGAGGAGAGCCAGGUCUCUGGACAGGUCACACGGCCUCAAGAAGGACUCAGAGUCAUGGGACUUCCAGUGCCUGUCCCUGCCCAUGCUCACCACCCCCUCCAGGCUGCUGCUCCACCGGACGGCCAGCGAUGGCACCAGAUGUCCCCGGAACCCAGCUCAGUCUGUGGAGGCUCAGGACACCAUGGCCACAGCCCUCAACCCAGAGGAGAACAGGGAGUUUCUCCCCAGUGACCAGAGGCCUCCGCAGGACACCAAGAAGGACAAGGCCCAGAAGCGCGGCCAGCAGGGGUGGCUGAAGACCCUUAUAAACUUCAUUCUGAGGACGGGCCCAGAGGAGCCUAAAGAAAAGGGCAGCCACAAGGCAAAGGGGAAGGACGGCCUCUCCAAGCCUGCAGAAACCCCUGAGACACCAGGGGACACAGCUCCUAGGAAGAAAGCCCACGACAAGAAGGCCAGCCGCAAGAAACACGGUCACAAGAAACAUGUUGCUGAGGAAACCAAGGGGGCCCAAAAUCAAGAGGCUGAAGGCCAAGAGACAGGGCUGCCCAAGAUGGCUUCUGCCCAGCACUCUAAGGAGGCUGACCUGGGCCCAGCACCUAAGGGUGGGGAAGGUUCUGAUCUCCACCAGUCCUUGUCCACUGAGGACAGGGGUCCUGGAGUGUCGGAGAUCUCUUCUCAAGCCACAGGUCACUGGCGGGAAGAGGAGCUCAAAAACCUUGACAAGGAGACUAUCAUCAGGAUGAUAGUGGAAUUUCUCCAAGGAGUGGGAGACCAGUGGGAGAAGGAGCGGCUUCAAGCUCCUCGGCCAGAGGUAGUUCCACAGAACCCAGCACCAGCUGUCAGGAAGAAAUCCCAAGAGAAGAAGUCGAGUCUCAAGAGAGCCUUUUCUCACAAGAAACAUGGCUCUGAGGAGCCUAAGAGAGCAGGGCCUGCAGAUGUUUCCAGCCCGGAGUCCCGGCCGCUCAGGAGGCCCAACUUUCUGCCCCUGUGUGUGGGGGGCCACCAGCCCUCCACCUCCAGCAGCCCUGGCUCGGAGGAACCCCACAUCCAAGAGGCCCUGUCCACAGACAGCGGGGCUCCAAGUCCCUUCGAGCUUGCCACCCAGGCAGAAAGCCAGGGAUCUGAAGAGGCCUUGCAGACCAACAGAGCCUUGGAAUUCAAAGAAUUCAUCCAGAAGAUCACGGCCCUACUCCAGGAUGCAGAGGAGCAGUGGGGAGAGAAGCAGCUUCAAGUCCAGGACCCAGAGGUGGCCAUGGAAAGUCUGCCCCCACCCUGCAGAAGGAAAUCCCCUGAGAAAAAGUCCAGCUUCAAGAAAGCUUUUUCUCAUAAGAAACACGGCUCCAAGGAACCGAAGAGAGCGGGGGCUGCAGGCGUCGCCAACCCAGAGUCCCGAUCUCACAGGAGGCCCAACUUUCUGCCCCUGUGUGUGGGGGGCCAUCAGCCCUCCACCUCCAGCAGCCUUGAUCUGGACGAUGUCGAGCUCCAGGAGUCCUCACCUGCAGAAGGGACCCCUGUUGGAUCCUCAGAAGCGUUCUCCCAGAUCAGAGGCCACAAUCCGGAGGAGGAACCACAGCCAGACGAAGUGUUCGAAACUAAGGAGCUGAUCAUUCAGAGGCUGGUGGACCUUCUCCAAGAAGUGGAUGACCAGUUGGGGGAGCAGAUCCGGCGACACCCCAGCUUUAAGAGGUUUUUACACAAGCUCUCAGACUCCUCCCUCAGGAAGCUGGCAGCCACCCUGCAGAGACAGAAGGCCCACCCUGCAGAGCCGGACAGUCACCUCACCGAGAGAACUUACCACUUUGCCUUCGGCUCGUCUAACAGAUUUGCCCGCAACGACAGCCACGCGGUCCUGAGGCUCAUGGGCCUGUGCUACGGUCACGGCCAACACAGCUACACCCACUUCCCAUGCCGGGUGGCCCAGCAGGUGAGAACCAGUGGCAACAGGUUCCAGAUCCUAACAGGACCAGGAUCCCUUGCUGGCCUCUCCCUUCCCCUGCUGAGUUCUUGA